AUGGCAGACGCAGACACCAAAGUGCAAGAGGCCGUCGCGGCGGAUCUAUCCAGCAGCCCGUUUGCCUGCUCCUCACUCACGCGGUUGAGCGGAGGAACAGCGAACUUCGUCUACCGCGGCAUUUUAUCCCAGCCGCUUGCGGACGGCAUUUCGACCGUGAUCAUCAAGCAUGCGGAGGACUAUCUUGCCUCGAAUGCAGAGUUCAGGCUAAGUGCGAAGCGAUGCCUGCUCGAAGAAUCCGCCCUAAGGGCUCUUAACGGCAUGCACGGUGUGACCACGACGAAUGAAGACACGGCCACGGCGUCAGGAGCGAGAUAUCAAAUCACCGUCAAGCCGCCCAAGCUAUUCCACUUCAGCCCGGCGACAUACACGCAGGUCAUGGAGGAUCUACCCGAUGCCGUGGACCUGAAGACCUUCUUUCUCUCCUCUGGUGUCUCGCAGGGUAUUUCAAAGGACUGGACGCUGGCUAUAGGGCGCACGUUGGGUACUUGGCUCCGCUCAUUCCACGUCUGGAGUGCGGCGGGUGCACAGACGGAGUUCGCGGAGCAGCUUGCGGCGAACACGGUUAUGCGGGAUUUGAAGUUCUCGAUUAAUUAUGAUAGUCUGGUGAGCAUGGUUGAUGCGUAUCCGGAUAUCCUGGGUGAUGACCGUACGCGGGCUGUCUUUCAGGAGGUUAGGGACGCUGCUGCUGCGGAGUUGGGCGAUACGCAAUCGGAUGAUACGGGGCCAAUCCAUGGCGACUUUUGGUCUGGGAACGUCCUGAUUCCCAAAACAACACUCGAGGACCCUUUACCGGCAACGCCGCUCUUCAUUACAGACUGGGAGCUCGCCCAGCGUGGGCCCUACGCUCUUGAUCUUGGGCAAAUGAUUGCGGAACUGUACAUGCUCAAGCACUACAAGGAUAUCGAUUCAGGAUUGUGGGCUAUCGAGGGCUUUGUGGAGGGAUAUGGGCACGUGAAUAUCACGGAGGAGAUGGCCUUCCGGACACUCAUUCAUGCUGGCGCACACUUCAUCUUCUUUGGUAGUACGACGCCUGGAUGGGGGACUGCGGAACAGGUGAAGGAGUUGGUUAGACUUGGGAGGGAGUUGGUUGUUAGAGGGUGGGAGAAGGAGAAGGAUUGGUUCUGUGCGGAGGGAAAAGUCUGGGGGAAUCUUUUCAAAUAG
Aspergillus mulundensis is the source of this 1164-nucleotide messenger RNA. RefSeq names its product phosphotransferase family protein. The transcript has 3 exons. NCBI's taxonomy places the organism in Eukaryota, Fungi, Ascomycota, Eurotiomycetes, Eurotiales, Aspergillaceae. Bases 1 to 1164 code for a protein of 387 amino acids. The record is from RefSeq and is a predicted model, not a curated record.